ACCCGAGACAACGUGACGUAGACGACUGGCGACGCGUUGUCACUUUUGUUGUUGAUAGAGAUUUUUAUACAGCACGUUGAAGUUUGGACAGGAGCGUAAAAAGGCUGUUUUAUACCCACCUAAAACUACCAACCGCCCCGCUGCGGCGCUGCUCACCUCCCGGUAUCCAGUUCUGAAUGGAGUAGCUGACAUUUAGACACAAAAAGCAGCCAUGUUUCACAACAGUUCACAGAGGAAAUACUGGAUUUUUAGAAACGAGGAUGAACUUGAGCAGAUGAGACAGAAGGCCAAUCAGAAAUUUCGCAACAAGAUACACGAAAGUGGGAAAACUGCUGUGAGCUCGUCCUUCUUCCUGGAGCGUCACGAGGAGGACGUGUUAUUCAGGCACUAUGAGAAGAGGAUGCUGGACUUCUGUAACGCGUUCAAACCUGUGAUGCCAAAAUCUGUAGUGGGUACAGCCAUUAUGUACUUCAGAAGAUUCUACCUAAACAACUCCAUCAUGGAGCAUCAUCCCAGGAUUAUUAUGCUGACGUGUGCAUACCUGUCAUGUAAAGUGGAUGAGUUCAACGUGUCCUGCAACCAGUUUGUGGGCAAUCUCCUGCAGGAGACUCCAGCAGGGCAGGAAAGGGUUCUUGAGCAAAUUUUGGAGUAUGAGCUGCUGCUGAUCCGACAACUCAACUUUCAUCUGGUGGUCCACAACCCCUACAGACCAAUGGAGGGGCUGCUCAUUGACCUCAAGACAAGAUACCCCACGCUUGAGAACCCAGAGUCACUGAGAAAGAGUGCUGAUGACUUUCUGACUCAGGCAACAAUAACAGAUGCAGGACUGCUGUUUCCCCCCUCUCAGAUUGCUUUGACAGCUAUCCUGAACAGCUCUUCAAGAGCCGGUCUGAGAAUGGAGAGCUACCUGACAGAGUGUGUCGGACUGAAGGGGGACAAAGAAACUCUCUCAAAGAUGUACGACUCCAUGAAACGGAUGAAACACAUCCUGAACAGGUAUGAACUUCCAAAAUCGGAGGAGGUGAAUGUUUACAAACAGAAGCUGGAGAGGAUUCAUGCUGAAUUCAGUUCAAGCAACAAACGAAAGCGAGGAUAUGAAGAAGACGGUCAUGUAUCAAAAGAACCACGGUUGGAAGAAGAGGAAUGGACUGAUGAAGACCUGGUUUGAGCGCUUGCCAUCAAAAUGUUUAUGUGACUUAAUUCCAGUGUUGAACCAAGAAGAGUUCUCCUUCUAUUUACUUUUCCCACAGAUUAUUUUUGGACACUUAUUUGUGACGCCUUUGUUCUGCAAGAAUAAAGAUAUUUUUUUCUACA
Molecule: messenger RNA, 1314 nt
Organism: Notolabrus celidotus (New Zealand spotty)
Lineage: Eukaryota; Metazoa; Chordata; Actinopteri; Labriformes; Labridae
Gene: ccnh
Product: cyclin H
Exons: 10
Coding region: 212-1168 (318 amino acids)
Biological process (GO): DNA-templated transcription; regulation of transcription by RNA polymerase II; regulation of cyclin-dependent protein serine/threonine kinase activity
Cellular component (GO): transcription factor TFIIK complex; nucleus
Molecular function (GO): cyclin-dependent protein serine/threonine kinase regulator activity
Source: RefSeq, a predicted model, not a curated record